Molecule: messenger RNA, 747 nt
Organism: Mya arenaria
Lineage: Eukaryota; Metazoa; Mollusca; Bivalvia; Myida; Myidae
Product: germ cell nuclear acidic protein-like
Exons: 2
Coding region: 1-747 (248 amino acids)
Source: RefSeq, a predicted model, not a curated record
AUGGACACACCUGCCCCAACCGGGAAGGGGAUGGACACACCUGCCCCAACCGGGAAGGGGAUGGACACACCUGCCGCAACUGGGAAGGGGAUGGACACACCUGCCCCAACCGGGAAGGGGAUGAACACACGUGCCCCGACCGGGAAGGGGAUGGACACACCUACCCCAUCCGGGAGGGGGUUGGACACAUCUGCCACAACCGGGAAGGGAAUGGACACACCUGCCCCAACCGGGAAGGGGAUUGACCCACCUGCACCAACCGGGAAGGGGAUGGACACACCUGUCCCAACCGGGAAGGGGAUGGACACACCUGCCCCAACCGGGAAGGGGAUUGACACACCUGCCCCAACCGGGAAGGGGAUUGAACCGGGAAGGGGAUGGACACACCUGCCUGAACCGGGAAGGGCCACUGACAACAACCGUUACAACAGUGAUAUAAAUGGUGACAGUGUUGACAAUGUUGACAAUGAUGACAGUGGCGACAAUAAUGACCCUGAUGGCAAUGGUGACACUGAUGGCAAUGGUGAUAGUAAUGCAAAUGGCGACAAUGAUGACACUGAUGACAGUGUUGACAGUGAUGACGUUUCUUACAAUGAUGAAAAUGAUAACAUUGAUAAGAAUGAUGACAAUGGUGACAAUGGAGACAUUGGUGACAAAAAUGACUAUGAUGACAGUGAUGGCAAUAGUGGCAAUUAUGAUAAUAGUGACAGUGAUGGCAACGGUGACAAAGGUGACAAUGAUAACUAG